CACAACUUGUAAGAAUUAAACAGUCUAAGAUGAAAUUACUGGCAACCUUGUCGUUGCUGUUGAUUGCAACACAGGCGGCGGUAGGAGAGAAUACCUACUCCAUAUUCCUGCCUAAAUAUGUUCGACCAAUGACGCCAUUUGCCUUCGACGUUGAGAUAAUCAAGAGCAAAAACCCGGUUCAAUUGACCGCUUUUUUGGGUUCGGCAAAUUAUUUUGUAGAAGGAAUGGCGGUCAUCCAUAACGGUUCAAUCGAAAGAAUUGUUAUGGAAACGCUUCCCGCUGACUACGACGGAGAUACAGAUUUCACUUUUGCGAUCUACGGUGAUGACGCAGUAACUGGUGAAAGUUUGUUCGAAAACAGAACUGACGGCGUUAUAUUUCAGAGGAAAUUUGUUUCUAUUUUUAUCCAAACUGAUAAAGCUAUAUAUCAACCAGAACACACAAUUAAAUUUCGAGGAGUUGUUACGACACCCGAUCUUACUCCACCCGGCCUCACUCCACUUAUGCACAGCCGGUACCACCACGAUUCAGUUCCGACUGUGACUUACAAACUCACUGAUCCGAUGAAUAAUGUUAUUUUGAUGGAAAGUGACGUCACACUGACCAACGGAGUGGCGGGGUCAGAGUUCAAACUUGGAAGAUACGCAACACUCGGUAAUUGGAGGAUUACUUAUAAAGUUUACGGAUAUGAAGAAAGCAUCACAGUAUCAGUAGAAGAAUAUAAACUGCCAAAGUUCAAAGUUGAAAUUAAAACUGAUCAGAGAUUCUUGCACCCUGGAUCCACAAAACUAACAGGAGUAGUUGAAGCUUUGUUUACUUUUGGACAACCAGUAAGAGGAAGCGGGAGAAUUGAAUUCACAAUUGAUUCAUGGGAACCCAACAUUAUUUUGGAGAAAUUUGCGAAGUUCGACGGAACAGCUUCAUUCUCAGUCAAUGUAUCUGAUAUUGUAAAUAUCUUGAAAUGGGACACCGGAUAUUACUCAAGUCCGCUCAAAAUAACCGCGUUCGUCAACGACAAAAACACGGGGGAUGAAUUCAAUGCUACAACGACUGUUGAACUUCAUGAAAAGCGUUUGAAAGUCGAAGCAAUUGCAAAACCGAAUUACAUGAAACCUGGACUUCCAUACGUAGCAUACUUGAAAGUCACAGAACAAGAUGGGACUCUACUUUCCGAUGAAGACAGAGGAAAGUUGGAUAUGGUUGUUAGUGUUAUGUAUACUUAUCGAUGGCAAUGGGACCCAUUCGGUGGUGUACGACCAACCGAUGGAAGCCGAGACCUAAAGAAAAUGUCGGUUCCCAUAAAAGUAGGAAAAGACGGUAUUGCUUUGUUCAAGAUCACAGCCGAUACAAGCAACUUCCGAUGGGUAAUAUUUAAGGUGAAAAGCCUUUCCUCUCCGAACAAACACGAAUACUGGACAAGAUGGGGAGCGGGCCCGUUUAAAUCACCUUCUAAUACAUUCAUUCAAAUCACUACUUCUGAUACUACAUUGACCGUAGGGGAAAAAGCCAGAUUGACUAUUUACACCACAGAAGAGGCGGAUAGUUAUAGAUUUACGUUCCUAUCCAGAGGAAAACUACUCAACCAAGAGCUUUACACUUCAGCAGAAUACGUGAAAGAAACCGACAGUUCUAAAUUCAAUUACAUGUUUGACGUCACCAAUGAUAUGUCACCAAAUGUUUACGUCAUUGUAUCAUUCAUUCGUGACGACGAUGAAAUUGUUGCCGACAGCGUGAGAAUUACAGUUCAAGCUACCUUCGAAAACAAGGUUACCAUAACAACAAAUACUGAUAAAACCGACGCAGGGAUGCCAGUUAGUAUUACAGUUAACGCAGCAGCAGGAUCUUUCGUAGGUCUGAGAGCAAUUGAUCAAAGUGUUUUACUGCUCAAAUCUGGCAACGAUAUCACCAAAGACAAAAUUUCCCAAGAUUUGGACAAAUACGGAGUAUCAAGCGGUUCCAAUGGAUGGGGCGGCAGAUGGUGGGGAGGUGCUGACGUUCGUGAAGUAUUUGCUGACUCCGGAAUUCUUGUUCUUACCGAUGCUCUCGUAUAUGUUAGCGAACCUGAAUUGAGCGAUUACCAUGGCUGCGACAUGACCGAAGACGGAUCUAUAUAUUGCGCAAUGCUGAUUACGGAAGAGGAUUUAGCAGCUUCCACAAACUCUGCCCCCAAAAAAAGAUCAUUUUUCCCUGAGACCUGGAUUUGGACCGAAGACAAAAUAGGGGAGAAUGGUUCAGCAACUUUUACCUACAACACUCCUGAUACAAUCACUACCUGGGAGCUCAGUAGUUUUGCUGUUUCUGAUGAGAAAGGUCUUGGAGUCACCGAUGAAACAUCAAAGAUCACAGUAUUCCGCAAUUUCUUCAUCUCUCUGAAUCUUCCUCCAACCAUGAUCAAAGGAGAAACACUCAACAUGAAGACGACUCUCUUCAACUACUUUGAUGAUGAGCUUACAGUCACUCUGACUCUUGAGGAAAAUGAAUGGUAUGACCUUGUUAUCCCUGGGGAUGACCCAAUUGCUGCUGGACCAAUCAGAACUGUGACAAUCCCAAGCAAAGAUUCAGUGACCGUUGUUUUCCCGAUAACAUUCAAGAAAGUUGGAACAGCAAGAAUCUCAGUCUCAGCAACGUCACCGAUAGCUGGAGAUGCAGUAGAAAGAACUAUGGUUGUUAAACCUGAGGGAAUUCAGAAGAUUGAAUCUCACAGUAGUAUCAUUGACAAAGAAACAGAUGAUGGUGUUACUGAAUCAGUAACUUUCAAUGUCAACAUUCCUGAAGAUGCCGUGGAGGGGUCAGCUCGUGUCAAGUUCUCUGUCUCAGGCAACAUUCUUGGAAGCGCUCUCAGUAAUCUUGGUAAAUUGUUACAAAUGCCGAGCGGAUGUGGCGAACAAACUAUGGUCGGCUUCGCACCUGAUGUUUAUAUCAGUUUGUAUCUGAAGAAAGUUGGUGAAUUGGAAGGUAAAAUCAAACAAAAAUCAGAAUCUCAUAUCAGAGAAGGAUACACUAAUGAAUUGAGAUACCAACGAGAUGACGGCUCAUUCAGUGCAUUCGGUUCAAAGGAUCGUUAUGGCAGUACAUGGUUGACCGCAUUUGUUGCAAAAUGUUUCAUCGCAGCUAAAGAACUCAAUAGUGACCUUAUUGAAGAGUCAAAGGUCAAUCGAGCCAUCAACUUCAUUCUCAAACAACAGAACAAAGACGGAACAUUCAAGGAACCAGGAAAAGUAAUUCACAAGGAUAUGCAGGUUUAA
Styela clava is the source of this 3245-nucleotide messenger RNA. Lineage: Eukaryota; Metazoa; Chordata; Ascidiacea; Stolidobranchia; Styelidae. The record is from RefSeq and is a predicted model, not a curated record.